AUGAACUCCACCUUGCUUGUGUUGGCUCUUGCGUUUUGCUUCGCCGUGGAUGCUUCCAGAUCGCCUUCAGCGCUUGUAAAUUUUGUUGCUACGAUUGUUCUUGCAGUUAUUGCUGUUGAAGUUACUGUUUCUGCUGUUGCGCGCCUGAGGACAAAGCCGGGGUUGGUCUCUUCAACACCAGUGCCACCAUCAUCGUCAUCAUUUUCAUCAUCUUCAUUGUCUUCAUCAUUGUCCAUUUCUACCUCAUCAACAGCUAAUUACGCCAAUUACGAAGUGUUCUUGAGUUUUAGAGGUCCUGAUACUCGUAAGGGAUUUGCAGAUUACCUCUACAUCAGACUGAUUGAUGUAGGGAUCCACGCCUUUAGAGACAAUGAGGAGAUUCCUCUCGGAGAAGAGAUCAAGGAUGCAUUGCUUGAAUCCAUUAAGCAAUCCAAGAUAGCAAUACCCAUUGUCUCCAAGAAUUAUGCAUCCAGUCGGAGUUGUCUCAGGGAAUUGGCACAAAUGCUGGAAUGCAAGAAAGCAAACAAUCAAUUGAUCGUGCCCAUUUUCUAUGAUAUUAGCCCCACCGAAUUAAAAUGCCAACGGGGAUUUAUUGAGCAAUGUUUUUGUGAGCACGAGAAGCAGGGAGUUGACCGCACGGACAUUGCUAAAUGGAAGUGGGCUCUUCGAAAGAUUGCUGGGAAGAAGGGGUAUGAUCUGCUGACUAGAAACAAUGGGUAUCAAGGUGCACUCGCAGAGGAAGUUGUUGGAUAUAUUAAAGAGGUGUUGAAGAAGAAUGAUUUAUAUGUACCCGACGGUUUAGUGGACAUUGAACAACCCAUACAAGAGGUUAUGAUAAAGCUUGGUGUCGUCUAUGCCAACAAGAAGGCAACCGGAGUAGAUGGCGAAUGUGUACGCGUGCUUGGGAUAUGCGGCAUGCCAGGGGUUGGCAAGACUACCGUUGCAAAAAUUGUGUACAACAAAAUCCAUCAUCUCUUUCAACGUUGUAGUUUUCUUCCAGAUAUUACAACAACUUUUGAAUCCAGUGGAGUCAAGGGGCUGCUAGAAAAGUUAAUCUCAGACCUCCGAAUGAAAAAUUAUGGAGGACUAAGUACUCAUGACCAAAGUAUUGAAGUCAUGAAAAAAUCAUUUAGAGAAAUGAAAGUUCUCAUUUUCCUUGAUGAUGUGCAAGAUUUUGACCACAUCAGGCAUUUAGUUGGGAAAAUAAGUUGGUUUGGCCCAGGAAGCAGGAUUCUCCUGACAAUCAGAAGAAAAGAUGUACUCUGUGAAUAUCGUGGAGUUGCUGAUACAUAUGAGGUCGAACCAAUGAGGUCUUGUCAUGCUCUUCAACUUUUCUGCAAGCAUGCAUUUUGUAAGUAUCCUCCUGAAGAAGAAAAGAAUGAGUAUUACCAUCUGUCCGUAGAUAUCAUUAACAGUUUUGAAGGGCUUCCUUUGUCUAUUCGGGAGACAGCUUCAUACUUAAAUAACUGUGGGUGGGAUAUAGAAAUAUGGCGAGAAACGUCCGAUUUUUCAAGAAAGAAGCUGGAGAGGAAAGUCAAAUUAGCAUUCGAGGCAAGCUAUAACUCUCUAGAUGAAUACACGAGAAAGAUAUUUCUCGAUAUAGCAUGUUUUUACAAUGGGAUGGACUGGAGAAUUCCUACAUGCAAGUGGCAAGCGAAUGGUUAUCAUCCUUUAAGAAGUAUCAAGAUUCUCAUUGACAUGUGUUUGAUCAAAAUAGGAGAAAACAAUAAAUUCUGGAUGCAUAAUCAGCUAAGCAAGUAUGGCAAGGAAAUUGUUGGGAAGCACAGUAGGUUGUAUAAUCACAAGGAUGCCCUUUCCACACUAAAGGGAAAUGAGAUGCGGAAGCCCUUUGUCUCACGUUUGAUGAGGGACGAAGUGAAUGUUUUAGAUCUGGAUCAUUUGGCCAUUUAUCAAGUGUGA
Molecule: messenger RNA, 1920 nt
Organism: Eucalyptus grandis
Lineage: Eukaryota; Viridiplantae; Streptophyta; Magnoliopsida; Myrtales; Myrtaceae
Product: TMV resistance protein N-like
Exons: 4
Coding region: 1-1920 (639 amino acids)
Biological process (GO): defense response; signal transduction
Molecular function (GO): ADP binding
Source: RefSeq, a predicted model, not a curated record